Molecule: messenger RNA, 1724 nt
Organism: Cryphonectria parasitica EP155
Lineage: Eukaryota; Fungi; Ascomycota; Sordariomycetes; Diaporthales; Cryphonectriaceae
Exons: 1
Coding region: 167-1348 (393 amino acids)
Biological process (GO): phosphatidic acid biosynthetic process
Cellular component (GO): endoplasmic reticulum membrane
Molecular function (GO): ATP-dependent diacylglycerol kinase activity
Source: RefSeq, a predicted model, not a curated record
CUCCUCCCUCAACGCAGCCAGCGCGCGUCAGUCUCGCAGGGACAUACAUCUCCACUCUACUGCUACCUUCUCUCUCUGGCCCUUUGUCAGAGUGCACGACGUCGUCCGCAAGUCCUUUUCCGGCACCGUCGCCUAUCCGGUCCUGCCGCCCUUCCCGACCCAAGUCAUGUCUUUCGCAGCGAAGCCGGUCAUUCCGGCGACCCCUCGUGUCAUAUCCCCCAGUCCGACACCCUCUGAACGAGAAUCCUCCCAAGAUGGCUCCUACUUUGGUCCAACUACAAGGUCUGCGGCAAGGAGGAAACGGCUCGCCACGCCGCAGCCUGUAGAGGAGAGCCCAGAUGAGGAGGAGGAGGGACGCAACGGCCUGCGCAGGUCACGCACGAGGAGCAGGAGCCCGCUGGCCACCAAGAAGCUGAACGGCUUGACGCCUGUGUCUACCGACAACGGUACCGCCAGCGCAGUAGCAUCGACAGCUACAGCAGCGAAUGGCAAGAAGGCUCCCGAGGCGAACGGACACCUGUCGCCAAACUCGGCCCGGUCUUCAGGCUGGAGCUGGCGGGACUUCAGCCGCAGCCCGAGUCCCCUGGGGCUGAUUCCUAUACAUCGACACUGGCGCACGUUCGUGCACAAGCACGAGGUGCCGCGGAAACUGCUCCACACGUCCAUCGGCUUCCUCGUCACCUGGCUUUAUGUCUCUGGUACGCAGACCGCCUCCGUCUGCCCCUGGCUGAUGGGCGCCCUGCUCCCUAUCGCCACCGUCGACUACAUCCGCCACGCCAACGACUCGUUCAACAGGUUCUACGUCAAGGUCAUGGGCGCCUUCAUGCGCGAGAGCGAGUUCGCCGGCUGGAACGGCGUCGUCUUCUACCUGCUGGGUGCCUGGAUUGUGCUCUACUCCUUUCCCAAGGACGUUGGCGUCAUGGGCGUUCUGCUGUUGAGCUGGUGUGAUACCGCCGCUAGCACUUUUGGCAGACUGUACGGGCGCUACACACCCCGCAUCAGGAAGGGCAAGUCCCUCGCGGGCUCCACCGCCGCCUUCGUCACAGGCGUCAUCACCGCCUGGUGCUUCUGGGGAUGGCUGGCUCCCACUGUUGGGCCGAUGCCCGGCGACGAGACCUUCAUGUUUACAGGCUCUCUCCGCCUUCCCCCUGUCCUAUCGAAUGCCGUGGGUCUGACCGAUACACAGGCCACAGUAUCUGGUGGCUUUGCACUCGCUCUCAUGAGUGCCUGGUCCGGAUUCGCCGCCGCCGCGGGUGAGGUUGUCGACAUCUUCGGUUGGGACGAUAACCUGACGAUACCCGUCCUGAGUGGGCUCGGUAUUUGGGGGUUCUUGAAGAUUUUUGGAUAAGAACAAGGGAUCCAUCUUAUCAGGAUAAACACCAUCAGGAAACAUCUCGUCACUAGUGUCAUCGUAUGGAUCUUGGAAAACACAUCGGUCCUGUCUUUUGUGCCCGAGGCCCUUGGCUAUGCUGAAUGAUCUGGUUGGUUUGAAUUUCAUGACUUAUGGUCGGCAUAUCUCGCGUAAUUUUGUGUGUGGUUUAAACAUGAUGUCCUCAUGAGCGACGUUUUGGAACGAAUUAUUCGAAGUUCAGUGGCUGGCGUUCUUGUGGUUUCGAUGUCGGCGACAGCUUGGGACUAGACAAUAGGGCUUGGGCACCCGAAAUUUAGACCAAUCUCCCAGAUGAUCUUGAAGAGUAUAGAAAAUAUAUUCAUGUGUCUAUCUC